GGCCAUUUUACUUUCGCUACGGUCGCACGAAGCGCGAGUUAGAUUCUACGGAGCACCGUGUAAUCGCAAGCUAUCGCUUGCAUCGCAGGUUUCGUGGGUAUUCCGUGCGAAAGAGGGUUUACUAGCGUAAUUGUUCGAUAGAAGAACCGCUAAACGAAAAUCGGAACAUGGUUUUGGCGGAAAGGAACUCGGAGAAUGUUAGAAAUGGGCGCAGAUCGAGGGGCCCCAGCCCCAAUGGACAGUCCGAAUCCUCGAGCGAAGAAGACGGAGUUCCAGCUGAGAAAAUACGCGUGGGAAGGGACUACCAAGUUAUUGUUCCAGAGUUUGUUCCAGUUAGUGAACGGCGAUUAGAUCAAUGUCCCGAUAGAGCACUGCUUGUGUGGUCUCCCACUACCGACAUACCUGACCAAAAAUUGGAUGAGUAUAUUAUAUUAGCAAAGGAAAAGUAUGGUUACAAUGGUGAGCAGGCAUUGGGAAUGUUAUUUUGGCAUAAACAUAAUUUAGAACGUGCUGUAUUGGACUUAGCUAAUUUCACCCCAUUCCCAGACGAAUGGACAGUCGAAGACAAAGUUCUCUUCGAACAAGCUUUUCAAUUUCAUGGAAAGAGCUUUCACCGUAUUCGACAAAUGUUACCUGAUAAAUCUAUUGCCAGUCUGGUCAAAUACUAUUAUAGCUGGAAGAAAACACGAACUAGAACAUCGUUAAUGGAUAGGCAAGCAAGAAAAUUAACGAGCGGCGGAAAGGAAGGUGAAAAUGGUAGCGAAAAUGGAAGUGAAUUAGGUUCCAAUACGGACAGCGAAUCGGAAGAAAAAAAAUGGACGAUCCACCGCGGAAUACGUCGUGGAAAGAACCAAGCUGUGCCAGGAAGCCAAGGCACUGACGCCAAAGCCCCGUCCGACUCGGAAAACGCCCCUCAGGUUCAGGGCUCGUGUAGCAACUGUGGCGUUGCUUGUCAUAGUGUUCGUGCGACGCCGAAAGGACACGCGUGUCACAGCUGCUAUCUGCACUGGAGGCGAACUGGUGUAGCAAGGCCAUUAAGUUCCAUGCCGGGUCGUACAAAUAAAAGAAAACCACCCCGUGGCCUGGUCGUUAAUCACGAUGAUUUAGCAGCAUUGGCUGGCCAACCGAAUCAAGCAAACAACAGUUUACAAGCGAUCGACACUGAAAUUGUUAGCCUAAAACGCCAAAUACAGUCGAACAAACAACAAGUAAGUGCGUUGAAACGUAAAACGACUGAUGGCAUUGACGAUUUGCGACCACCAGAAGUGUCGAGUCGUAUAAAUGCCCGUUGGACAAACGAUGAAUUACUGUUGGCCGUUCAAGGCGUCAGAAAGUAUGGAAAAGACUUCUCCGCGAUUGCCGAUGUAAUUGGUACUAAAACAGAGGCUCAUUUGCGAUCGUUUUUCGUCAACUACCGACGGAGGUAUAAUUUAGACGCGGUUUUAAAAGAAUACGAAGCUGAGAAUGGUCCGAUAUUGAUUGACGACGAAAAAGAAGAAAAGAUGGAUGUCGAUCAGCCAAACGAGACAGCGGAAUCAUCUCAAAAGACGAAAUCAUCUGUUGGCCUUGGGCAGACGACUAAAUAACAAAUGAGUAUACUGUUGAGUACCAAACGUGAAAAAAAUAAUCACAGGCACUUUGAUAAUCGAUAAUGACGUAAAAAAAGAAGGUAUUUGUCCAUAAUUGAAUUUGCAAUUUAUAUUUUUUUCAUUCUUCGUUGUAUCGCUUUGCUCUAUGGUGGUGCGAUCUCGAGUUAGAAACGCCAAGCACAAGGAUUUUCAUUGAAUGUCAUUGUGUGUGGUACAAUGAUCGGUAUAAUGAAUAUACGAAUGAAUUAAUAUGAAAGAAAGCGUGUGAAUUUAUUUAAUUAGCGUUACGUUUAGUGUAAUAUCUUUUGUAUGUAUCCGAAAUGGGACUUUUAUUAAGCAAUCUGAUAGAAGAGUGGUUCCAUUAAUAACGUUUAGCGUAUCAAUUUAAGAAAACGUAAAUUUGAUUAAGUUAACGCAUCCAAAUACAAGUAUAAGCAUUUUCAACGAUAUACAUCGUGCGUAAUGACGGAUGCAUAUUAGUAAUUUCUUUGGUGAGUAAAUUAAUUGUAUCCUGUAGCACAUAAUAUUUCUAGACAUACGUAAGAGGCGUAAAAAGUUCCAUUUUGACUAAUGAAAGUAAUUUGAAGAAAACAAAAAUUACUUGUUUUAAGUAUUAACUAGCCAUUGUUGUAAAUUUUGCCGCUGUAAUAUUGCUAUGUUUGUAUCGAUUUCGAGGUUUACAUCUAUUUUGUGUCAAUCUUUUUCCUUCUAUAUUUAAUUGUUAAUAGAGAGUUUUUAAGAAAUUUGAAUGAAUUAUAUUACGGAAUUAAAGAGAUGAAGCAACCAUUAUUUACAUUUCUUUUAUGUAGAACAUCGAUAAAUUAAUUUAAUAUUCUUCUGGUAGUCGCAUAAGACUUUGAUGCCGGAUGAAAAUUCUUGUAUUUGUGCCUAUGCAUUUCUGGGCGUACAAAAGAAGUUUAAGGAAUACAAGGUUGUAAGUUAAAGAGAUAUUUUUCUUUUUUCUCCCCGUAUCUCUUUACACUGAAUCGCCAUAUGUACACCUUACCUAUAAUAACGUUAAAUAUAUGCCGUGAGUCAGACAAUCUUCUAUUCUAUACGGAAACAAAAUAAGACGAGGAGAAAAAAGAAGUUUCUACACAGCUGUCGAUUUUUAAAUGGUUGAAAUGACCGAUUAUGAUUACAUGGAACAGAAGGUACUCGGUAAAGUAAGGUUUAACGCAUUCAUUGCCAAAUUAUUUUACUUAAAAUAUUGAACUGCAACGAUCGCGUUAAACAAGCUAUUUGCUAGAGAAAUAAUGCUCAACGAAAAAGGUACAGUUUAAUUCAAAUUUUAACAAAAGAACGUGUAAUAUUUUAUCAUGAUAUAUCACAGUGUGAAUUUCUUUUACAAGUUUUAUAGAAUAACAAAUUUGAGGGGUUGAAAAUCGUGCUGCAAAAAAAAAAUCAGAUUAAGGGAAAUAAAUAUAUUUUUGUGGCUUGCCGCUACGUACUUGAUCGAGAUGUAUAAAAAAAAUAAUGGUUCCUGAAUAUUUCUAUUGUAUUAUGCAAAAUUAUCUAACGAAGGCACAUAUAUACUAAAAUUGACCGUAUUAAGAAAUAACGGUGCUUCUAUAGUUACAAGCCCAAGUUUUCGUACUCCAAUAUAGAGGAGUACCCCAUUUAUAAUAGAAAGAUAUAUUGAAUAAUUUUAAUGGUGAAAGUCUCCGCAUACGUACAAGAAAAAAAUACUUUCAACAAAUUUUUCCAAAAUAGUUUGUUGUUCUUACAAUGUUAAAUGUUUGAACGAACGUAAAACGCAUAUAUCUGCUUGCAUCUUGAUAUAGUUAGUUUAAUUUUAGAAUGAUAAAAAAAAAAGUUCUUAACGAAUCUAUUUUCAAAAAAUCAUUUAAUCGCGUCAAUUGUUCUAAAAAUUCCGACUUCAUAUUAACUGUAUUAUAGUUAAAUAAUAAUUCUGUUCAUUUUUACUGAUUAUUAAAGCCAAUCUAAAUAGAUACACAAUUGUGUUUAACAGCAACUUUUUAAAGCAAAUACUUUUAAGACCCAUUGACUUUCAAUCAUUUUCACUGCUUUAUGGUAGAAUAUUAAAUCUUAAUUUUAGUUUCAUACGUACAUCAUCUACAUUUACUAUUAAUAGCAAUAGUAAUAAUAUUGUUAGUUUAAUGUUUGUCUAGGUAAUGUUGACUACUUAAUGUUAAUGAAAAAAAAACACAACUGUAAGUGCACGAUUCUUUUCUUUUUGUUAUUUCUUAAAAAUUGAUUGUCAGACUACGCACCCUUUAGUAAUUAUUAUAUAACAUACUUGGAUGUAAAUAGAAAUGAUCACCAAAGAAAUUUAAUGUAACGGUUAGCGACAUAUCACAAAGACUGAUCAAAUAGUCGCUAGGACUAUCUGGUCGGGCAAGAAGAUAAAACUCAAACGCGAAAUAUAUUGAGAUCAGAAGCGAGUUACAAAUUGUUUGGAAAUUUUCAUUUAAUAUAAACUAUUUUAUUUGGAUGACAAUUUAAGAAUUGUAAAAAAUUUGAAUAUUUAGCAAACUGUACCUACAUAACUGACUGUAAUCUGUUAUGCUCUGAUCCAUUUUCAUCGUGUAUAAUUAUUUCAUAUGCAAAAGCACGGCAUAGUGUUCAAAUAAAUUAUUAGAAGUAAGUUUUUGAUAGCUUAAUGUUGAAGAAAGAAGCUACUUUUGAAUACUCUGUUGCACAACUGCUUCUUUCACGGCGAAUGUCAUCUUCUUUCUUCAAUUGUCAUUUAAUUACAAAUGCAUUUAAGUAAAGGACGAUGCGAAGUUAGCGAAUAAAAGUUUCUUCAAAUAGACAAAUCUGCUUAAUACCUGAAUAUCUUUUGAAAUUGAAUUUUUGUAAUUUUAUACGUCGCCGAUGUUUUUUCUUUUCAUAAUCAAGCAAUACAUCGUGAAAAACAUCGACGUCACGCGAUAAUUUUAAUUCGUAUUAUUAUUGUUAGCUCGACAGUUAAAGAAACGUAAUUUCCUGGAAGAUGUCACAAUAAAAAAAUUCACUAGAUUAUAUUUAAUAUCGCGCAAUGGUGCAAACUGUAGAUACGAUGGAAAGAACGAGAAUUUCGCAAUGUAUAAUAUAUUCUAUGAUCGUUCAAAAUUUUCUAAUAUUCUGAUACGAUUAAUGUAGUAUAAUGUAAAUAUAAAAUUAUAAACUUUGCGAAUGUGUACACAUUCUUAUAAUCUUAAGGUGUACAGAUGUAUUUAUUCAGGACUAUUAAAUAUCUCUUGUGUACUUUGA
Messenger RNA from Hylaeus volcanicus, 4805 nucleotides. It is a transcript of the gene CoRest, whose product is annotated as REST corepressor 3. The record is from RefSeq and is a predicted model, not a curated record. Gene Ontology annotation, molecular function: transcription corepressor activity. Gene Ontology annotation, cellular component: transcription regulator complex; histone deacetylase complex. Gene Ontology annotation, biological process: regulation of transcription by RNA polymerase II; negative regulation of DNA-templated transcription. The transcript has 10 exons. The coding region runs from base 168 to 1586 and encodes 472 amino acids. NCBI's taxonomy places the organism in Eukaryota, Metazoa, Arthropoda, Insecta, Hymenoptera, Colletidae.